Molecule: messenger RNA, 2359 nt
Organism: Jatropha curcas
Lineage: Eukaryota; Viridiplantae; Streptophyta; Magnoliopsida; Malpighiales; Euphorbiaceae
Product: S-adenosyl-L-methionine-dependent methyltransferases superfamily protein
Cellular component (GO): cytoplasm; endosome; trans-Golgi network
Molecular function (GO): methyltransferase activity
Source: RefSeq, a predicted model, not a curated record
CCUAAUCUAUCUGAUCCCACUGCUAGCAUGAGCUCGAACGCACUGGAUAGUCACACCAUACUACUCCAGUAGCCAGUUUCUUAGCCUGUCCUGUGUACUGCACUUGGUUAGUCCCGCGAGAAAAUCUUAUCGCAGAUUGUAAAUCUGUGCACUAGUUUGAUCGAGAAAUGAAGCAAAAGAGCGACCGAAUCAGCACUACAAAGCUACUAACUUAUGUUCUAAUAGGAUCCAUUGUUUUUCUCGGGUUGGUUUGUUUGUACUACGGAUCUUCUUUCGCUCCUGGACUCUCAAGAUCCGAUGAUUACUCUUCAAACCAUGACGGAACCGACCCAUUCCUAGGCGGAUUCUCCCGGAGCAAUGAUCUUGAUGAUUUUUUUCAAGAGCAAAUCCCGCAAAGUAUUCCUAUCUGUGACAUAAAAUACUCGGAGUUGAUACCUUGUUUAGAUAGAAAUCUUAUAUAUCAACUGAAAUUGAAGCCUAAUUUGACGUUGAUGGAGCAUUAUGAACGGCAUUGUCCUCCGCCGGACCGGCGGUUUAAUUGUCUUAUUCCACCGCCGGUUGGCUACAAGAUUCCAAUACGAUGGCCUGAGAGUAGAGAUGAAGUGUGGAAGGCAAAUAUACCCCACACGCAUCUUGCAGAAGAGAAGUCUGAUCAGAAUUGGAUGGUUGUGAAUGGGGAUAAGAUAAAUUUUCCGGGUGGUGGAACACAUUUCCAUUAUGGAGCUGAUAAGUACAUAGUUUCUCUAGCCAAGAUGCUUAGAUUCCCGAAUGAUAAACUUCAUAAUGGUGGGAAUAUCCGGAAUGUUCUUGAUGUUGGUUGUGGGGUUGCAAGUUUUGGGGCUUAUCUUCUUGCCCAUCACAUUAUAGCUAUGUCUCUUGCGCCUAAUGAUGUGCAUGAAAAUCAAAUUCAAUUUGCACUUGAAAGAGGGAUUCCAUCAACUCUUGGUGUCUUGGGAACAAAGAGACUUCCUUUUCCAAGCAGAUCAUUUGAACUGGCUCAUUGUUCAAGAUGUCGGAUUGACUGGCUCCAGAGAGAUGGAAUUCUCUUAUUAGAACUUGAUAGAGUACUCAGACCAGGAGGAUAUUUUGCAUACUCUUCUCCUGAAGCUUAUGCACAUGAUCCAGAAAAUCGAAGGAUUUGGAACGCUAUGCAUGAUCUUUUGAAACGAAUGUGUUGGCGGGUUGUUGUAAGGAGAGAUCAGACUGUUAUCUGGGCAAAGCCCACAAGUAAUAGCUGUUUCUUGAAAAGAGAACCUGGAACCCAACCCCCUUUGUGUAGCAGCGAUGAUGACCCAGAUGCAACUUGGAAUGUACUUAUGAAGGCAUGCAUUUUUCCAUUUUCAUCAAAGAUGCACAAGGAAAGAGGCAGUGGACUAGUUCCUUGGCCACGGAGGCUUACUGAGGCACCUCCACGCUUGGAAGAAAUUGCCGUCAGUCCUGAAGUAUUCCAUGAAGACACUAUGCUAUGGCAGUUUAGAGUGAACGAGUAUUGGAAGCAGAUGAAAUCUGUUGUACGGAAGAACUAUUUUAGAAACGUCAUGGAUAUGAACUCAAACCUUGGGGGUUUUGCUGCUGCUCUCAAAGAUACAGAUGUCUGGGUGAUGAAUGUUGCUCCAAUCAACCAGUCUGCUAGAUUAAAGAUCAUUUACGAUCGUGGUUUAAUCGGAACUGUUCAUGACUGGUGCGAAGCAUUUUCCACAUACCCACGUACUUAUGAUCUUCUUCAUGCCUGGAAAAUAUUUACUGAGAUUGAGGAGCGUGGGUGUAGUUUAGAGGAUCUACUAAUUGAAAUGGAUCGGAUACUAAGGCCAGAUGGGUUUGUCAUCAUAAGAGACAAACCGUCAAUUGUAAACUAUAUCCGCAAAUCUGUUACUGCCUUAAAGUGGGAUCAUUGGUUAUCAGAAGUUGAACCAAGGAGUGAUGCUCUCUCCUCAGGUGAAGAACGAGUUUUGAUUGUGAGAAAGAAGUUAUGGAGUGCAGAUGAUUCCACAAUGUGAAUAUAGCUACGAGGCAGUCUGCAGCACAUUUUGGAGCCGUUCUUUUGAGAGACACGAUGGUAGUAGAAUCCAGGAAUUGUAUUCUGGAUCCAUAUUCAGAGCAGGAUCGUUGGCAGAGAUGGGCCUGCCGCGGGGAUUGAUAUGAUCAUAUAUAAUUGAAUAUGCAAGCAUGAAACAUGACAGGAGAUAGAUACGAGCAGCUCUCCUAGGUGAGAGGAAAACAGAAGCUUCUAUUCAAAGUAUGACUUAGAAAUGAUUUUCUAUUUUAUUUGUUUGGAUGCAAUUGUUUAGACUGAUAUAACAUCAGAGCUAACCUGUGGAAUUUACAUUGCUUAAUUUUUAUAAAAAUUACUCUUUUUUUU